AUGUGCGCUGUCCCACUGCGUCUCGACCGCCUUCUCGACGGCAACUUCUCGGGCCAGUGCCCGUCCGUCUCUGGCCCACCCCGUCGCCUAUUGCUGACCAUUUCAGCCGACGGACUCGUGCGUGGCACUGUGUUUGCUGCCGAAGCCGUUCCCUUCCUCGAAACAGACCGUGUCGACAGUAGUCCCGUGCGACUUGUAGACGGCGGCCGACGAAGAGAAAGGGGACGCGUCGUGGCCGACGUGAUGGGCACUGCCCACCUCAGGCGGACAGACGAGACACUGGACGCGUCCACCGUGAAGCCCAACGGGAACGCAAGCGCAGCUGAGGAUCGCUACUAUUGCUGUCUCGUGCACGUGGUGACCACUGGACGACCGCAAGUUGCCGACCCGUGCGCCCGAACGUGCCACCUGCACGUGCCCUUUGCGUCGGACGCACCGGCUAUCGGCACGUGGCAGCUUCGGCGCCAUAGCCGUUGGCAACGCGACGUGCACCAGCAGUUGCCUCAAGUGAAGACAGCAUCAAGUCGAGGAUCGCUACUGUCGUGUACGGCGUUGCAGGGGCUGAGGACUGCAGCGUCGUCGUCAAUGGCGUUGCAGGGGCUGAGGACUGCAGCGUCGUCGUCAAUGGCGUUGCCCGAGUUUUGCACGGCAGAAACGUUUCAGCUCGUGCCCGUGCAGUGCCCACGUCAAGCAGCAGCAGUAGCCGCAGCAGUGCUACCAGUGGACAAUGGACCAGAGAGGAGGGAAAUGCCGCUGCGGCCGGGCAAGUACGAGUUCAAGGGGUUCACCACAACGUUUGGGCCGGUGGCAGCGGUCCCGGGAACGAGGAACGGCCGGCGAAGUCGCUACGGUGCCCUUGGGACGACCCGUGCAAAAGACAACUGCCUCGUUACGCUGUACUUGCAAGCGGACGGUACAGUGCACGGCACGUCGUGUGAAGUCGCGCAGCCACAAGUGUGUCGAUUGACUGGACGCUGGAAGGCGAACCGCAUUGCGUACGUGCUCGAGUACCGCGUGCGGGAAGCUGUGGGCCAUUUCCGCUACUCGGGGGCGAUCGCGAUGAAGCCCCGGGCGACGCUCACGGGUCGAUGGCACAAUGUCGACAAGGGUCAUGUGGACGGGUACCAGGGCGGGCGCGGCACGUUUGAGCUCGAAUUGGUGCGCGUGGACCUCUUACCGAUCGCAGUCAAGUGGGAGAAGAGCGAAGAGGCGCGUACGCGGCCAUCAGAUUGUCCUCACGAGCAGGUACACCUCCUGAAGUACAGCGUCGGCAGCAGCAGCGACUUGGCCAUUGAUCUCUGUGACGACGACAAUGCGAUCCAAACAUUCACGUCAGGCGAGUACGAGCUGUCUGGACGUGCGAUCGACGCCGAUGGCUACGAAUAUGCCUUUGAUCUGAAGCUGAAGCUGUGUCCAGAUGGCAAACUGCUCGGUCAAUGCACCGAGCGCGUGUUCCAGCAACUGAGCCCCAUCUCGGGGCAUUGGGACCCGACACAUAUCGUGUACGACCAGCAGUACGUCGUCAAGGGCGAAGUGGGUUUGUACACGUACACGGCAGCCAUGAGCUGCAACGGCGUCUUGGUCCAGGGCACGUGGGUCAAUGCCGAGGCCGAGUUGGCUUCGGCUUCCAGUGAACACGGCACCUUUGGACUCAUUGUGCUGCACUCGACUCGACGGUGGAGCACUUCAAGUCAUUCCCGGUAUCCGCCGCGAUUCCGGCGCGCCGUGUGGACAACUCUGUUGACAUCUGCGCGACGGAACAUACUCCCGGGAGCAGUCUGGGCGCACAUUUUCUCGUUUUGCAGCGAGACGUGGUUCACGGCGCCCAAGGAACCGCUCCGGCAGCCAUUGCAAGUAGCUGUGCCGUUCAACAUGCUGACCUGCAGCCCGUUUGGCGAACCUCCGCGUAAACGGUGCAAACACGCGGCAUAG
Molecule: messenger RNA, 1932 nt
Organism: Hyaloperonospora brassicae
Lineage: Eukaryota; Oomycota; Peronosporomycetes; Peronosporales; Peronosporaceae
Source: the annotation of a GenBank genome assembly